AUGAUGCCUAUAAGUGAAAACAAUAAUGAUGAUGACGACUGGGAAUUACAUCCAUUAUUUUUAUCAAAAAUUCCAAACAAAAAGGAUAUUGAUAAAAACCAUGCUCUUUCUGCUUUAAUAACUUUAAUUAAUGAAGAAGAAGAAAAAGAAGUAUUUAAUUAUGAACCAAGAAGAAAAAAUCUAAAAAAAAAAAUAACAGAAAAAGGGGAAAUUAUUUAUAAAAAAGAUAGAAGAAAUUUUUAUGAGCCUUAUCAAAAUAUAAAAAAUAUAAAUAAUUUUGAAAAACAAAAAUUCACGAAUAAUGUAGACCUUAAUAAACAGGACGAAUCUUCAAACAAUGCAGAAGAAAUUGAAACUAUCUCAAAUGUAAAUGUAAGUAGCAACAACAAAAGCACAGAAGAAACAUCCAUAGGAGAAGUAUUAGUUUGCUUGUCUAUGAUAAAUUUAAAGUAG
Molecule: messenger RNA, 453 nt
Organism: Plasmodium malariae
Lineage: Eukaryota; Apicomplexa; Aconoidasida; Haemosporida; Plasmodiidae
Product: conserved Plasmodium protein, unknown function
Exons: 1
Coding region: 1-453 (150 amino acids)
Source: RefSeq, a predicted model, not a curated record